CCCUCUAUUAUUUUGGUUGAAGCAUGGAAGAGAGAAGUGGCAAGGUGAUUACGCUUAGGAGUCGUUGCUUCAACAACAGCCUAGAGCCGGUUGAUAUCCACCCACCCCAAUCGUGCACAAGCCACGUCUUCCCAACCCCCAAUCAGUCACCGUAGUCCAUAAACACUUGACCGCUUCUCGCUUAGCUCACUGCAGACACACACACAGCCCAAAGGAGACAGCUAGCCAACUUCGAUGGAUCACUCCACCUCCCUGCUCCGGCUUAUCUUCCUCGCCCUCGGCGCCGCCCUCGUCCUCCUCCUCGUCCGCUCCGCCUUCCGCCUGCCACGCGGCAUCGACACACCGACCGCCUCUCUCUUUGACGAUGCCGGCGGCAGCAGCUGCACCCGGUUCACGCCGUGGGCGUGCCGCACGGGACGCCGGGCCGACCAGAAGCCGAAGCCGGCGUCGCACGAGGACGACGUGCCCUUGCACCCACUCGACCCGCUCACGGUCGCCGAGGUCAACCGCGCGCGCGAGCUCCUUCGCGCGCACCCGCCGUUCGCGUCGUCGCCGUCCUCGCUGUUCGUGCACUCGGUCGCGCUGGACGAGCCGGACAAGCCCGUCGUCCUGAGAUGGCGGAAGGGCACCGACCCGCUCCCCCCGCGCCGCGCCGUGGCGGUCGUCCGGUUCUGCGGCGAGGCCUACGUCCUAGCCGUCGACCUCGCCGGCGGCGCCGUGGCUCCUCUGCCUGUCCCCGCCUCCGGCUACCCGACGAUGACCAUGGACGAGCAGGUGUCCCUGUGUUGGGCGCCGUUCAGUGACCCGGCGUUCAACGCCACCAUCCGCCGCCGUGGCGUCAGGAUGUCGGACCUGGCAUGCCUGCCAAUCUCCCUGGGGUGGUACGGGCCCACCGAGGAGAACCGCCGGCUGAUCAAGAUCCAGUGCUUCUCCGCCGAGGGGACGGCCAACUUCUACAUGCGCCCUAUCGAGGGCCUCACCGUGCUGCUCGACAUGGACACCAAGGAGGUCAUCCAGAUCUCUGACCGCGGCGCCGGCAUCCCCAUCCCGGCCGCGGCGAACACCGAUUACCGGCACGCCCGCCACGCCAAAGACGGUGACCUAACUUCCACGAGGGGGCUCGGUUUCCAGAACGUGCGGGCGCCGUCAAUGGAACCGGCGCCGUCGGGCCCGGGAUUCGAGCUGGUGGACGGGCACACGGUGCGGUGGGGCGGGUGGGAGUUCCACCUCAAGGCGGACGCGCGCGCCGGCAUGGUGGUGUCGCGCGCGCGGGUGCAGGACCCGUCGACGGGCGCGCACAGGGAGGUGAUGUACAAGGGCAUGGCGUCGGAGCUCUUUGUGCCGUACAUGGACCCCACGGAGGCGUGGUACUUCAAGACGUACAUGGACGCCGGCGAGUAUGGCUUCGGGCUGCAGGCCAUGCCGCUGGUGCCACUCAACGACUGCCCCCGCCACGCGCGCUACGUCGACGGCGUCUUCGUCGCCGCCGACGGCCGGCCCUACGUGCGGGAGAACAUGAUCUGCGUCUUCGAGAGGUACGCCGGCGACAUCGCGUGGCGCCACUCCGAGAGCCCCAUCACCGGCAUGGACAUAAGGGAGUCGCGGCCGAAGGUGACGCUGGUGGCGCGAAUGGCUGCGUCCGUCGCUAACUACGAUUACAUCAUGGACUGGGAGUUCCAGAUGGACGGCCUCGUCCGCAUCAAGGUUGGGCUGAGUGGGAUCCUCAUGGUGAAGGGCACGCCCUACUCCCACAUGAACCAGGUCCGCCAGAACGAGGACAUGCACGGCACCCUCCUCUCCGAGAACGUCAUCGGAGUCAUCCACGACCACUACGUCACAUUCCGCCUCGACAUGGAUGUCGACGGCGCCGACAACUCCUUCGUCCGGGUCGAAAUGGCACGGCAGGAGACCGCGCCGGGCGAAUCACCCCGGCGGAGCUACAUCAAGGCCACCCGGCACGUCGCCCAGACCGAGAAGGACGCCCAGAUCCGCCUGAAGCUCUAUGAGCCGGCAGAGUUCCAUGUCGUCAACCCUACGAAGAAGACACGGGUCGGGAACCCGGUCGGAUACAAGGUUGUCCCUGCCGGCACUGCUGCUAGCGUGCUGGACCCAGAAGAUCCACCGCAGAAGAGGGGUGCUUUCACAAACAAUCAGAUAUGGGUGACACCCUACAACAAAAGCGAGGAAUGGGCCGGUGGUCUGUUCGUGUACCAGAGCAAAGGGGAGGACACACUGGCUACUUGGUCUGACAGGGACCGUCCGAUCGAGAACAAGGACCUGGUGCUGUGGUACACGCUAGGGUUCCACCACAUCCCGUGCCAAGAGGACUUCCCCAUCAUGCCCACCGUGUCCUCCAGCUUCGAUCUCAAGCCCGUCAACUUCUUCGGGAGCAACCCCAUCCUCAAGCAGCGGCCGACCGAGGAGAACCACCUGCCGGUCUGCGCCGCUCCCGCUGCCUGAUCGAGGCAUGUUUUAGUACAUGCAUCCAUCGAUUGGUCGUGGAAGCGUGUGCCUGUUACGGGCAACCGGGCGUUGGGGCUGGGCCAAUUUGGAGCCCCUUGUUGUGUGAUCCUUCGUCUUUUUUUAGUGGACUUGUUGUGUGAUCUUGCUUGCUAGUAUAUGGUGCAGUUACAUCAUCUCUGUUAUGUAUGGCCCAAUGUGAACUUCUAAUUAAUGCAUGGAGCAUAUCAGUUGUGAUAA
Messenger RNA from Phragmites australis (common reed), 2700 nucleotides. Its product is annotated as amine oxidase [copper-containing] gamma 2-like. The coding region runs from base 235 to 2460 and encodes 741 amino acids. NCBI's taxonomy places the organism in Eukaryota, Viridiplantae, Streptophyta, Magnoliopsida, Poales, Poaceae. Gene Ontology annotation, molecular function: quinone binding; primary methylamine oxidase activity; copper ion binding. The transcript is spliced from 5 exons. Gene Ontology annotation, biological process: amine metabolic process. The record is from RefSeq and is a predicted model, not a curated record.